ACCAAAUGUUGGAACAUUUUCUGUCUGGGUUGGUGUGCCAUGAGUGUUACCCUUUCGAAAAUUGAUGUACAGAUGAUGUAUCCAUUUCAAACAUACACUGCACAGACAAUGUUUCAUACACUGUACAGACGAUGCAUCAUACACUGUAGACGAUGUAUCUUACACUGUACAGACGAUGUAUCAUACACUGUACAGACGAUGUAUCAUACACUGUACAGACGAUGUAUCAUACACUGUACACACAAUGUAUCAUACACUGUACAGACAACAUAUCCAUUUCAAACGUACACUGUACAGACGACGCAUCCAUUUCAAACAUACACUGUACAGACAACGCAUCCAUUUCAAACGCACACUGUACAGACAAUGUAUCAUACACUGUACAGACGAUGUAUCUUACACUGUACAGACGAUGUAUCAUACACUGUACAGACGAUGUAUCAUACACUGUACAGACGAUGUAUCAUACACUGUACAGACGAUGCAUCAUACACUGUAGACGAUGUAUCUUACACUGUACAUACGAUGUAUCAUACACUGUACAGACGAUGUAUCAUACACUGUACAGACGAUGUAUCAUACACUGUACAGACGAUGUAUCAUACACUGUACAGACAAUGUAUCAUACACUGUACAGACAAUGUAUCGUACACUGUACAGACAACGUAUCCAUUUCAAACGUACACUGUACAGACGACGCAUCCAUUUCAAACGUACACUGUACAGACAACGCAUCCAUUUCAAACGCACACUGUACAGACAAUGUAUCAUACACUGUACAGACGACGCAUCCAUUUCAAACGUACACUGUACAGACGACGUAUCAUACACUGUACAGACGACGUAUCCAUUUCAAACGCACACUGUACAGACGACGCAUCCAUUUCAAACGUACACUGUACAGACACAUCCAUUUCAAACGUACACUGUACAGACAAUGUACACUUAAUUGCACAUAAACUGUUUUACAUAUCUCAAUGAUCAUACAUAAUCAACAUAGGUAUUUUCGUUGUAGAAAAAAUUGCAUGAUAGCAACAGUCAAACUUUAGUAUCUCGGAGUAGGUGAAGUCAUGAAAAAACUUUGACAUAUACCGAGUAUUUAAGGUAAGCGAGUAUAUUUUACUCUCAGGACUGAAUUCUUCAUUUGAUUUAUGCAGGGUCUUGGAAUUAUCCAAGUCCUAGAUAAUGAAGUUUAACUGUAGUCAAAUAUUUUCAAUCUUUUUCUCCUUACAAAAGUCACAAGUCACAUGGCUAUAUACUAGUAAAGAAUAGGAACAUAUUGUCCUACAUUAUGAUAAUUGUUUUAGAAACUAAAAUAAACAUAUAAAUGUGAUUUUGUCAAUCUAUCAACAUAAUUCUUUUAAUACUUGUAAUUAUAUCAAAAAGAGCACUAUAGUUCAGAUAAUAAUGUUACAAUAUCGUUCAAGAGGCAAGAUUCUAAAGACACCAACCAAAUACUGGCUUAACUAGAAAGGAACUCACAUUUUAACAAAGUGCAAAUUAAAAAAAAAA
Molecule: messenger RNA, 1512 nt
Organism: Pecten maximus
Lineage: Eukaryota; Metazoa; Mollusca; Bivalvia; Pectinida; Pectinidae
Exons: 2
Coding region: 40-981 (313 amino acids)
Source: RefSeq, a predicted model, not a curated record